Messenger RNA from Gaeumannomyces tritici R3-111a-1, 705 nucleotides. RefSeq lists its product as hypothetical. The coding region runs from base 1 to 705 and encodes 234 amino acids. The transcript has a single exon. NCBI's taxonomy places the organism in Eukaryota, Fungi, Ascomycota, Sordariomycetes, Magnaporthales, Magnaporthaceae. The record is from RefSeq and is a predicted model, not a curated record.
AUGCCGAGGCCAAAAACACCUAGCCCAUGGCGGCCACCUCGCAUAAGUCAUCUUCUGCCGCCUCUGCUCCUCCUGCUGGCCGGGUCGAGCCUCCCACUGGCACACGCAGCCCCCAGGCCGGCCGCGGGCCCCGUCGCGGGCGUCGUCGUCCCCGGCCACAACAACAACAGCAACAGCAACACCACCACCCCCGAGCCGUGCAGGCCGCGGCCUCACGUGGCGGACUCGGCAAGGGGGAAGAUAGCCGUGGGGAGAGGAGGAGGAGGAGGGACGACCGCCGGCCCCCCCUGCGGCUUCUACGACGGCGACCCGGCCCGCCCGCUCGUCCCGCCCGGCGGCAUGGGCUGCAGCGCCGACGAGGCCGCGCGCGUCUGGGGCUUCUGCCCGGCGGCGCGUGGCGCGGGGGGCUCGUUUGUGGAUCCGGGGCCGCCGCCCCGUCGGGGCGGUGCGCGCUCCUUCGCUUCUUCAGCUCCCUGUAAGCUCACGACGACCUGCUACGACGCCUUCGCCUGCAAGGAAGGCUGCGGCGUGGCAGACGAGGGGGGUUCGGACGCCGUCGACGAGGCUGUCCAUGGGGUCGAUGAGGGGAUAAAGGGCGAUGAUGAUGGGGGUGAAGAUGAAGAUAAAAAAGGCCGAGGCGGAGGCGACGUGGCUCGCCACCUCGCCCGGCUUUCUGGCCGCUCGCUCGCAAAGGUGAUGUGGUGA